CCAACUUUCACAUGUUUCUCUUUUCCCACCUUUCCUCUCUUUUUCUCUCACAUAAUGUACUGGACUAAAAGCAAUCUUGUUUCUUCCUCCUUGGAUGCAUAAUUUUUUCAUCUUCCUUGUGUACAUAUAAUUUUGUACUGAGCCUGGUUUGUGAUGGGUUUAAGCAGUGAAUCUGAUGAUUUAUGGUGGGUGUUUCUCUUUGGUGAGGAAUUCCCAGCUCGGCUUAGUCAGCCAUCAUCACCCAAACUUCCAACUGCCACUCCCCAUCACCACACACCACCAACAGCACCACCACCACCCUCGACACCACCCCACUCACCAGAGAAACAUAUCCAAGCCAACAACUACCAGAUGGCCGACUCACAUCCACUCCAAUCGAACAACAUCAACAACAACAACGGACAGUCGAGCUCAUCAAAACCAGCAGGCUCUCAACUGCCAUCAUCCACUUCAGCUAGCACACUGACCGAUGGUUUCGCCCACGCGGCACUCAAGAAAUUCAAACUAGUCUUUUUGGGCGAACAGUCUGUCGGCAAGACUUCACUGAUCACUCGGUUCAUGUAUGAUACCUUUGAUAACACCUAUCAGGCUACAAUCGGCAUCGACUUCCUAAGUAAAACGAUGUACCUUGAAGACCGUACCGUACGAUUACAACUCUGGGAUACAGCUGGUCAGGAGAGGUUCCGCUCACUGAUACCUUCGUAUAUUCGUGACUCGUCAGUAGCCGUGGUGGUCUAUGAUGUCACUAAUCGGACAUCCUUUAUCAACACAUCCCGAUGGGUUGAUGAUGUACGAGCCGAGAGGGGCAAUGAUGUGAUCAUUGUGCUAGUUGGAAACAAGACAGAUCUUGGAGACAGACGUCAAGUCUCCACAGAGGAAGCCGAGCGAAAAUCGAAGGAACUCGAUGUGAUGUUCAUCGAAACCUCGGCCAAGGCUGGACAUAACGUCAAGACUCUCUUCAAGAAGAUCGCCCAGGCACUGCCCGGAAUGGAUAGCGAAUCACAGACUACCACUCCUGCAAACCAGACAAUCGAUGUUUCAGUUUCUCCGACUACAAAUGAUCAGCAGAGCGGUUGUGCUUGUUAAAGCUGUUGGAUGAGAACACGGCGAUCAUCAAGAAGAAAAAUAGAAACAAAACACAAAGCAAAGUUCUUGGUCUGGUCCUCAUUCUUCUCUAGAGCUUUUCUGAUUCUUUCUUCUUCUUUUAAUGGUCUUAGUAACACUUUGUAGCCUUGAGCGCUAAAUUGAUACUUUGUAACUUCUGCUAGGAUGUUUUGAAUACUCUUUUUUCUAUAUUUUGCUCUAUUCUUCACAAACCGUCAAUUCCUAUCUUUUUUCUUUGAAUGUUUGGGUUGACAUAUUCCUUCCAACAGGGUCUCAAUUUGGGCCAUUUCUAAGCAUUUGUUUCCUUUUUUUUUGGUAGUACCUCUUCUUGUCCCUUGCUUACAGGAUUUUUCUUUUCUUUUAUAAAUAUUACAUG
Molecule: messenger RNA, 1480 nt
Organism: Puccinia graminis f. sp. tritici CRL 75-36-700-3
Lineage: Eukaryota; Fungi; Basidiomycota; Pucciniomycetes; Pucciniales; Pucciniaceae
Product: rab family protein
Exons: 7
Coding region: 154-1086 (310 amino acids)
Molecular function (GO): GTP binding; GTPase activity
Source: RefSeq, a predicted model, not a curated record